AAUGGAGGACGAAGAAGCUCUUUGGAAGUUUUUGUUUCUUGGAAGUUUAGUAGGUGUUUACCGACCUGGAUAUAGACAAAUAGAGGAUUCUGACGCAGAUGUUAUUCGAAGACUUAUAAAAAAUGGAAGACACAAUAAAGUCAUCGAAUAUAUAUGCAGAGCAUCAAGAAAAUGUUUGAAAUUUUAUCCAAUAGCCUAUACUCUAGCUUUGUGCGCAAGGCAUGAUAAAAAGGCAGUCUCUAAACAGGCUUAUGCAGCUCUACCGUAUGUUUGCCGAACGCCAUCACAUCUUUUUCAGUUUCUGAGCUUCUGCAGGACCAGGUUUAAAUGCAGAGGCUGGCCAAGAAGUCACAGAAGAGCGAUUGCAGCGUGGUACACUGAAAAUGAACAAUACAGAAACGAUCCAAAGAAGCUGGCCAUUCACGUCACUAAAUACAAAAGGAGACACAUGUUCUCACAAAAGAAGGUGAUUAAAUCAUGUCACCCUAAACCUCCGAAUGAAGCUUUUCAAUAUAUUUUUCAUUAUGUGACAAAUGGAGUCAAAAAGGCAAAUAAAGGUAAAGCAAAUGAAAAGGAAACGCAGAAUGUAAAAGGUUAUAUAACAGCUGUGGAAUUCAUAAAGAACAAACACAAUUCGGAUCAAGAAGAAGUAAUAAAGGAAGUCAUACAGAAAUGGGGGAUUCCAUGGGAAAGUAUCCCUACAUCACAUUUACAGUCUCCUGAAAUUUGGAGAGCUCUUUUGAGGCAUAAUAUGCCAAUGAUAGCCAUGAUAAGAAAUCUUGGAAGAAUGGGCCGACUCGGGAUACUGAAACCCAAAAGUGAAGAUGAGAGAAUAAUAUGUGAGAGACUGAGAAGUGUUGACUUGGUGGAAUCAAUUCAUCCUAUCCAGCUUCUAGCGGCGUUUGCUGCAUAUAGACGUGGACGUGGAUUAAGAGACUCUGGUCACACAUGGGACGUCAACAAAGAAAUAGAACGAGCAUUAGUAGCUUCUUAUUCUCUCUCGGCAAAGAAUUUUGAGCCUACGAAAAGUAGAGUCUUAAUUGCAAUUGAUGUAAAUAUGAAUAUGGACUUUCAUGUGCUUGGUAUCCCGAGCAUGUCGUGCAAGGAAGCAGCUGUAGCAUUGUCGCUUCUUUUCCACAGCUCAUUUGAAGUGCAAACAAUAACAUUCUUCAAGUCAGCUCAAAAAACAUUCCUGGAAAAUCCCAGUGGAGAUCUUUUUGACAUUGAUUUCUCUGAAAAGCACACAGAAAGCGGAGAGAAGGAGACAAACUACAAUGUUCCUUUCCAUUAUGCAAAGGAAAAUAAGUUUGAUAUCAUACUGCUGUUGACCGAUACACUUGAGACUAAAGACAUUGACAAAAUUCGUAGGUCUUAUCAAAAAUCGAAACAACCUAAUAGUAAAUGUGUUGUAGUUUGCUUUAAAACUAGUAGACCUGCAUCUGUGCUUGGGGAUAGUUCCAUGUUGGAUGUGGUUGGAGUUGACGAAUAUGCUGUUGAAAUUAUUAUGGAUUUCAUCAAAGACUACAAGCGAGAAAUGAUCCAGAUAACUGGAGGUCAAGGUCACGAAAAAAUGGAAGUCGAAAACUGAUGUCAUCUGAUUACUGAAAUAUCUUAUAUAUAGAAUAAACAGUUGACAAACAUUGUAAAACAUAUAUGAAUUAUAUAUUAUAUAUUGCUUAUUAUACAAAUUAUAUAAAAAAAUAUUUUAAAA
Saccostrea echinata is the source of this 1711-nucleotide messenger RNA. RefSeq names its product RNA-binding protein Ro60-like. The coding region runs from base 2 to 1588 and encodes 528 amino acids. Gene Ontology annotation, cellular component: ribonucleoprotein complex. NCBI's taxonomy places the organism in Eukaryota, Metazoa, Mollusca, Bivalvia, Ostreida, Ostreidae. The transcript has 2 exons. Gene Ontology annotation, molecular function: RNA binding. The record is from RefSeq and is a predicted model, not a curated record.